Messenger RNA from Candidozyma duobushaemuli, 834 nucleotides. It is a transcript of the gene HCR1, whose product is annotated as translation initiation factor eIF3 subunit j. Gene Ontology annotation, cellular component: eukaryotic translation initiation factor 3 complex; cytoplasm. The coding region runs from base 1 to 834 and encodes 277 amino acids. Lineage: Eukaryota; Fungi; Ascomycota; Pichiomycetes; Serinales; Metschnikowiaceae. Gene Ontology annotation, molecular function: translation initiation factor activity. The transcript has a single exon. The record is from RefSeq and is a predicted model, not a curated record.
AUGUCGUGGGACGACGAGGACUUUGACGUUUCUGCUAAAACCGCCCCAGUGGCAUCCUGGGAAGAUGAGGCUGACGACGAGCCAGUUAUGGAAUCAUGGGAGGUCGACGAAGAGGAGGAGGCCAAGAAGAAGAAGGAAGCUGAAGAUAAGAAGAAGGCCGAGUUGAAGAAGAAGCAAGAAGGAGCCAAGGCUAAGAAGCUCGCUGCGAAAUCUGGCGAGAAGAAGCUUUUGGACAUUGACACUGUCGACGAGAAGACCAGAAGAGAAUUGUUGAAGAAGGCCGAGUUGGAGUCUGACUUGAACAACGCUGCCGACUUGUUCGGUAGUUUGGGUGUGGCCAACGACAAACUCGACGAGUUGACUGCCCACCCCAAGGAGAGAGCUGCUGCUGCUGCCGCUGCUUCCAACAAACAGCCAGCUUUCACCAAGGACACGCCGUUGGAACUGCACCCCUUGUUCCAGCCUACGAACAAACAGGAGUUCGAGAAGCUCAGAAAGACUUUGGCUCCUAUCUUGACCGGCUUGGCCAAGGACCUGUCAUUGCUUUACUCUUCCAACUUGGCCAUUGACUUGAUCAGAGACCUCGUGCAGCCAUUGUCUGUGGAGAGCACCAGAAAGGUCGUUUCGACCUUGAACGUUCUUCAGAGAGAGAAGGAGAAACAGGAGAGACAGGCAAGAUUGCUGAAGGCUGGCGGUACUGCCACAGGAGGUGCCGGUAAGAAGAAGGCCAAGCCUUUGGUGAAGACUAAUGUCAACGACACGCACUUCAAGAAGGACGCCCUCGACAACUUGGACGACAACUUCGACGACUUUGGCGACGACGACUUUAUGUGA